Molecule: messenger RNA, 5008 nt
Organism: Eublepharis macularius
Lineage: Eukaryota; Metazoa; Chordata; Lepidosauria; Squamata; Eublepharidae
Gene: PRKRA
Product: protein activator of interferon induced protein kinase EIF2AK2
Exons: 8
Coding region: 34-1008 (324 amino acids)
Source: RefSeq, a predicted model, not a curated record
GAAGCGGCGGCGGCAUCCCCGCCCCCGAGCGACAUGGCUCAGGCUCAGGCUCUUCCUUGCCCGGUAGGAUCCCAAGAGGUGUUCUCGGGCAUGGAGCUGCAAAACGCCGCAGUGGCGAAGCAAAAGCCUCUCAGCUUGGAGGAAAUGAUUAUAGCCAAACCAGGGAAAACGCCAAUUCAGCUGUUACAUGAAUAUGGCACAAAGACUAAUGUUACUCCUGUGUAUGAAUUUGAAAAAGCAGAAGGACAAGUGCAUCUGCCCAUUUUCACCUUCAAAGUUACCAUGGGUGAAAUAACGGGGACAGGAGAAGGUCCCAGCAAGAAAAUUGCAAAACACAGAGCUGCAGAAGCUGCAUUGAACCUUUUAAAAGGCAGUUCUAAUAUUUGUAUUUCUAUGCCAGACCACAUAAUCCCUGAACCUUUCAAUCAAGCACAGAAUCAGACUAAUCCUAUAGGAUCGUUGCAGGAAAUGGCUAUUAAGAAGGGAUGGAGACUUCCCGAGUAUUCACUUGCACAGGAGACGGGGCCACCACAUAAGAGAGAAUUUACAAUGAUUUGCAGAGUAGAAACCUUUGUAGAAACAGGGACGGGGACAUCUAAAAAAUUAGCAAAGCGAAAUGCUGCUGAGAAAUUACUUGUUAAAUUUCACAGUUUUUCUGGAGACAAUAUUUCUUUAGGAAAUGAACAUAGUCAUAAUUUGGGAUGUACAUGGGAUACUCUUAGGAACUCUUCUGGAGAAAAAAUUACAUUGCUGAAGAAGAAUCCACUCAGUAUUCCUAAUACAGAUUAUGUACAGCUCCUUGGCGAAAUUGCAGAAGAACAGAGUUUUAAUACAACAUAUCUGAAUAUAGAGGAGCUCAGUGUGAAUGGACAAUACCAGUGUCUUGCAGAACUUUCAACCAAUCCAAUCACGGUUUACCAUGGGACUGGAAUCUCUUGGGGCAGUGCCCACAACGAUGCUGCUCACAGUGCACUACAGUAUUUAAAGAUCAUGGCUGGAAGGAAAUAAACUUCAAGCAAGGGAAAAUAUUGAGAGACACAUAAGAAGGAUAAUAUGUACCCAAGCGGAGCAGUUUCCAAACUAUUUGGGCUGUUUUUUAAAUUGCAUCACAAAACCCAUCUAUACUUAAUCCAUUUUAAUAAUAAUUUAAAUCCAUAAUUGCAAGGUUUUCAUUUUGGAUAGCUAGAUUCAAGAAGACUAGAUACAUGCAUAGAUACAAUCAUAUGGCGAGGCACAACAUUUGGCUUUCUAGGAUGAGAUCUGAUGUGUGUGUGAUUCAGAAUCCUUAGGAUUAAACUUAGACAUUUCUGUAAAUAUGUUUGCCUCUCUCCCUAUAGCCAGGCAUCUGGUUCUCCCCUCUUUCUCCAUAUUGUCUCCUACAAUUUUACAUUGUGUAACAUCAAAUAUUCCACAUUCCUUAUCUCCCUCCCUCCUCUAUUAGCAGCUGAUGUAAGCCUGGAUUGUCACUCUAUUCCAAAUGGCGCCACCAUAUUCUAACACCACACCCCUACAGGACAAAGUAGUUGUCCACCAUGAUCUGGGCACUCUGAAACAGACAGCCUGGUUCACUUCCUCCCUGAAUUGAAAUUCUCCCCUGUCCAGAAGGUCCUGUUGGAAGCUAGGAAACCACCCACCAAGAAAUCAAACCUAGCCAAAUGAAAACGAUUUUCUCUUUGGGCCAAAGAAAGCAAUCCAAACCCCUGUCUCUGCCUCAUAGCCCUCUGUUUUAGACUGUUUGGUCCAGUUAAAGGACCAAAGUUUGCUAAUUCUAUUAAGGUCCACCUAGUGGCCAUCUCAGCCUACCAUACAACUUAAGUGGGAAAUCUAUCUUUGCCCAGCCACAAUGCAAGUCCUUUCUCCGAGGCAGCAGACCUAUAUCCUCCAGCAUCCAGGCCAAUUCUUCAGUGGAGUCUCUCCUUCAUUCAUGCAAAGACAGCUCGAGCCCCUGGUUACCUGCUCCCUUAAGGUUCUGACAGCUAAAACAGCCUUUCUGGUGGCUAUAACCUCGGCUAGGAGGGUGAGUGAAUUGCAAGCCUCCUUUCAUUAAGAUGUUUGCAGGUAAGGUUGUCCUUCAUCUGAGCCUCCCCUUUCUGCCAAAGGUUGUCUCUGCUUUUCACUUAAAUCAGGACAUUGUCUUGCUGGUGUUUUUCCCUAAUCCUAAGACUAACACAGAAAGGCUUGUGCACACGCUCAAUGUCAAACGUGCUUUGUGCUUCUACUUGGACAGGACAGCGCCUUUCAGAAAGAACCCUAAUCUCUUUGUCUCAUUUAAAGGGCCCAAGAAGGGUCUGAAGGUGACCUCACAGACCAUUUCAAAUUGGAUAUUUUGGCUCAUUAAGGAUUGUUAUAAUCUAAAUAACUAUGCCCAUUGCAUGUACGGUCACAUUCUACAAGGUCUCAAUCCACCUCAUCAGCCUUCAACUUGGGCAUCCCUCUAGUGGACUUGCAUAAAGCUGCCACCUGGUGUAUGCCAUCCACUUUCAUCAAGCAUUAUGCCAUUGACGUAGACUCUAAAAGCAGUGGCCAACCUGUCCUCAGGACGGAGGCAAACAUCCCUCCCUCUUGCCUCUCUGUGUGGUCUUUUUAUUACAGCCUUUGUACACCAGCGGCUUAGAGAACAGGGAGGGAGCUGCUCGCCCUGCCUUUUAUAGCCACACCUGGGGUAAAAACAUGCAAAAAGGCUAGGCAAGCAUCUCACACCUUUAGGAGCUUUAGAACAUCCACAGCUGGCCUGCGCAUGCUCAGUUUCCAUAUGUGCCUGCACAAAACACGCAAUGAGCAACAGUUACAGAUAAGUGCAACCCUGUUUUCCCAAGGGCCAGGAGAGGACUUCUGAUUUCUGCACAUCCCCUUUCACUUGAAACUACUCCUGCACACUUGGCUUCCCCUAUUACAUCUCCUUUUCUCUUCCUCCAUUUCAUAGGACAAAGGAUGUCUUGCAAUCAGAAUAAAUUUAAAUUAAGCAUGAUUAUGUAGAAACUAUUCAUUUUUUUGCUAUACUGAGAUAUGUAUUUUUGGUUUUCUGGUUGCUGAGUUGGUGGGGCGGGGAGCAGAACUGGAGAGCAGUUAAUACACUAAGCCUUGAGCCUGCACUGCAUACAUACUGAAGUUUAUAGACUAUUUAUGGAAUAAAUUGAAACCAAAGUUGCUUGUAAUCAGAAUCUCCCAGUGGAAAUUAUGAAAGCUUUAUGUGAUGGCCAUGGUGUAUCACACAUUUUUCUGGUAUUUGGAUUUCUGUCUUGUCUGAACUGUGGCCUUUUUAAACCUAUGAUUUGAGAAAUGAAUUAAUUUUAUAGAAAUAACUUUAUCAUCAUCACUGUCCUUUUUCAGUAUCAUGAGUCAUUCUUUAAUAAAUUGUUUUGAAGAAUAAAUUGCAGUAAUAAGUUUUUAUAUUUCUGUUAACACCUGUAUUGCUCAUCUUUUUAGGCAAGCAGGUCUUCUUGGGAUUCUGUUUCGGGUCUAUUCAGCAGGUCUGGCUUUGCAGGAAAAUGUUCUUCAGAUUGCCUUGUUAAUCUUAAGCAGCCUGUGGGCCCUGUCAUGGACCAGGUCCUCCCUUCUGCCCUCAAGCAUCAUUCAUGGCAGCAGGGAGGGCCCAUUGUACACCAUGAAGGCUAGAGCAAAUGCUGUAGAGCCGAUAUAUAUAUUCUUGUUAGUACAGCUCUCAACAGCAUUGAACGGACCUGGAUGCUUGGGAAGGAUUACUCAGGGCCUCUGAGCGUGCCUUAGUGAGCAUCUUCCCAGAGAUCUCUGUGGGGCUACAGCGAGGGCCCCUUUGUUACAUAUGGCAGCAGCCAUGGAUCCUCUAGGCUUUCAUAUAUACCAGUGGAAUAGUCAGCUUGCACUAGAUCCUUGGGCUAGCAUUAAAACCGACUGCUGCAGUGGGAGACCCUGGUAAACUCCCCAGAGACUGUGUUGCCUAAUUUAUCCCAAUCCUGGGCAGCAUUGAUAAUGCUGCAAGACUUCAGUGCCUCUUCUAAUUCUUGGGCAGUCAUUUAGGGAGUAAUCCUAAACACGUGCUCGGAGGUAAGCCAGAUUUUAUUUAAUGGGGUUUACUCCCAAGAAAACACUGUAAUCUUCUCCAGUAAGUUAAAAUACUGAGUGAAAGAACCGAAACAGCACUAUGUAAAUUGCUUUUAUCUCCCCCACACUUUGUUUUACCUAAACAUUUGGUUUCAUUAACAGGGAAAGAUACUGAUUGGUUAAUAAGUUUUAUUAGAACAAAUACUAGCAGCAGUGUACAGUGAUGAAGGUGCUGUUUUGUGUGCACUAAACAAUAAUAGACAAUGUCACUUUUCAGAGAUCUAUUAGAAAAUAAUUUUCAGUAAAUUUUCCAAAUUUAGCAUUUGUCUGUAAGGAAAAUUACACAACAUAUGCAUUAGAAUUUUUGGAAAGGCAUUAGCAACAUUCAUUGGCAGGUAUGAACCUAUUAUUUAAUUACAUUUCAAUAGGGGGAGAAAACCACAUUUCCUUAGAAUAUUAAAAAAUACCUUUGGCACUAUUGAACUGAAAUGCAGGGAAACAAGACUAUUAUGGAAACAAAUGUAUGUCCUUGAUAAAGCCCACCUCAUAGUUCAGCCAGCUACAUUUUGCUGGUCAUUUUGGAAAUCUCUCUCAGCCUUGGCAUUCUUCGACACCAAGGCAGGUAGUGACAUAGUGGAAUAUCAACACAUACAUACAUCCCUGCCACCAGGUCGUGCCAGGCUGUCCACACCAAUGCCCAGAUGUGGAAUUUUGGUCUCAAAAAAGUGCUGGUGCAGAUACUAUAUGCAGGUGGCUUUAUCAAUACAUAUAAUUGCUCAUAUGGUCGGUCUUGCAGCUUGACAAUAAUACAUAGGAAGUUCAUGGAAUUUUCUCUGAGCAGAAGACUCAAAAUAUGCUACUUUUUCUAAUUGCAAUAAGCACUUUUAUAAUCUUCUGUGAUCCUGUUAGAUUGUUGCCAGAAAUUAAUGAGCUCUUGUAAUUUGUGCAACUAGCUCUUUUCUGAGGUGUUAAUGUGAAGUGGGGCUUU